Messenger RNA from Ipomoea nil (Japanese morning glory), 537 nucleotides. Its product is annotated as vicilin-like seed storage protein At2g18540. The transcript is spliced from 2 exons. The record is from RefSeq and is a predicted model, not a curated record. Bases 1 to 537 code for a protein of 178 amino acids. NCBI's taxonomy places the organism in Eukaryota, Viridiplantae, Streptophyta, Magnoliopsida, Solanales, Convolvulaceae.
AUGGGGCUUAGAGCUAGAGCAGAUUCUCCAAUUGAAAACAUUCUUGGCAAGUAUUCAUCUGUCAAAGAUCUUGUAGUCAAGCGGCAUGAAGGUGACAAGAGAGAAAAGGGGGGAGAAAAGGGGAGAGAAGAGAGAAAAGGGGGAGAAGAGGACAAGGAGGAGAGAGAGGAAAAGACUUGGAAGAGAGAAAAGGGGACAAGGAGGAAAGGAGAGAACAAGAAGAAACAGAGAGAGGAAAAGACUUGGAAGAGAGAAAAGGGGACAGGAAAGAAAAGAGAGAACAAGAAGAAACAGGACAAGGAGGAAAGGAGAGAACAAGAAGAAACAGAGAGAGGAAAAGACUUGGAAGAAAGAAAAGGGGACAAAGGAGGAAAGAAGAGAACAAGAAAAAACCGAGCAAAGGAUAAAGGAAAAGACCUGGAAGAGAGAAAAGGGGACAAGGAGGAAAGGAGAGAACAAGAAGAAACAGAGCAAGAAGAAACAGAGCAAAAGAGAGAGGAAAAGACUUGGAAAAAAGGAGGAUACCGAAUGGACUAG